Molecule: messenger RNA, 1764 nt
Organism: Leptosomus discolor (cuckoo roller)
Lineage: Eukaryota; Metazoa; Chordata; Aves; Leptosomiformes; Leptosomidae
Source: RefSeq, a predicted model, not a curated record
AUGCAACUAGUGAGUGAGGAGGGAAGGAGAGAAAGCAGGAGAAUUAUAAAAGCACUUAAGGUACUACAGGAUUUGGAUAUAUCACUGGAUAUUCUAGUGGAAACUGGCAUAGGCAAAACAGUUAACAGUUUUAGGAAACAUGCCACUGCUGGGAAUGUAGCGAAAACCCUGGUAAAACAGUGGAAAAAACUUAUUCCUCCAGAAAAUAAAAGUGGUCGUAGAGGAAGAAAACAAAAUACUGAAAAGGAAAAAGAUGAGACAAAAUCUUCCAUUUCCAAGGAGAUUAAGCCUUCAGAGAAGUCCAAAGCAUCAGUACUGGCCUCCAGAAGUUCAAAUAGCGCUCUCACUUCUAAAAAGUUGCAUAAGCAGCGUACUUGUAGUGAAAAGACCCACCAAAGUAGAGGUUCUGAGUCUCAAAAAGAGUGUGACAAUAAAGAAUGUAGCAGCAGUGGUUCUAAGCAUGCUUCCCAGGGUACCAAUCCUCAAGCUAAAGAAAGUGACUUCAAAGAGGGAACCUCCACAGGCAGCAAGAAAGCUUCAGAAAAGCAGCAUUCUGCUGUAGCCAAUAAAGAUCUAUCACCCCUGAAGGAAAAGCCUAGUAAGGAUUCUUCCAAACAGAGAAAUCCUAAGCAUGUGAAGAAACCAAAACAAAAACUUGUGAUAAAAAGCAAAGCUGAAUUAUCUAGCGAUGAGGAAUUUGAGCCCCCUACUAUGUCUUUUGAAUCUUAUCUUAAUUAUGAUCAAGUUACCAAAAAAAGAAAGAGGAAGGCUUGUCCUACAGGUGAACAGCCAAAGAAGUGCAGUGAACAGAAAAACAGCUCAUUACCACAAAAGACUUCAACAUUUUCUCAUGCAAAAGAGGGAGUGGAAGAUGUAAAAAAAUGUGAGGGUGAUCAAUCAGAAACUCCCAAUAAAAAGGCCAAGGUGGCAUCCCUCCAAGAUCUUCUUAAUACUCCACUGCCUAAAUUUCUGACAGGCAUCUCGAUCUCAUCUCCCCCAUAUGCUGCAGACUUCAAAGCACCUGCUGUAGAAACACCUCAGCAAGUCAGUGAGGUGGCUGAAUUCACAGGACGGAGACUGAACUCUAAAAUGCAAGUUUACUCUGGCUCUAAAACAGUCUGUCUUUCGAAGAUGCUUACGCUGUAUGAACAGUGCAUCCGUGUGCUUCAAAAUAAUACUGAUUCACUACAUGAAGUAGGAGGUGUGCCCUUUGAAAUUCUUGAGCCUGUGCUAACACGUUGCACACCAGAGCAGUUGUUUCGAAUAGAGGAAUGUAAUCCGACUUUUGUAGAAGAGUCUGACCACUUGUGGAAGAAACACUGCCAGAGAGAUUUUAAAAAUGAGACCCUCCUGGAAUAUGAGUCUUGGCGUGAAAUGUACUUGAGACUGUUUAAACAGAGAGAAGAAAAACUGAAGGUGCUUACAAAAAAUAUUCUUUCAGCUCAGUCUGAGAAACCAAAAGGCAGACAAGUAAAAAUGGCUUACAUGACCAGUGCAGCAAAACCACCCAGGAACGUUCGCCGACAGCAAGAAAUCCACGGGACAGGACCUGUCACCCAACUUCAUCCCAUAGAGAAGUGCAAAACAAGGAUUCGAGAAAGCAGACACAGAAAUAAUGCGUCAUCAAAUCCAGUCCCAGCUAGCAACAGUGGAAGUUCUAGCUCAAGCGUAAUGACACAAGAUGGAAAGAAGCCUAUCAAAAAAAUUGCACCCAUCAUGAGGAAAACUUUGAAAGCAUUGAAGAGUAGAACUGGACGACGAUAA